Molecule: messenger RNA, 6102 nt
Organism: Coregonus clupeaformis (lake whitefish)
Lineage: Eukaryota; Metazoa; Chordata; Actinopteri; Salmoniformes; Salmonidae
Product: diacylglycerol kinase delta
Exons: 29
Coding region: 710-3973 (1087 amino acids)
Biological process (GO): lipid phosphorylation; diacylglycerol metabolic process; intracellular signal transduction
Molecular function (GO): ATP-dependent diacylglycerol kinase activity; protein homodimerization activity; protein heterodimerization activity
Source: RefSeq, a predicted model, not a curated record
ACAGAGGCAGGCGGAUGGGGGAGGGGCCUGCCCCAUGGUUCCCAGCUCUCUCCUAGUCGGAGCACCACUAAGCUGGCUAGGCAAACAGGGCUAACAGCCGAGCUGGGAGAGAAGGAAAACCCUCCUGGAACACCUUCAGCUACAGGGAUCCACAGAAAGAAACAACUGAGGGAAUUCUGGGAUUUCUCUGCUGGCUAGAACACUCAGACUAGGGGAAAAGGAAGAAAAGUCAGGCAGUAACGGAAGGUACCUCUUUCAGGACUCCAGAUAGAGAGGCUACCUCGGGACAGUUUUAAAAUAAGAUAGGAGAACUCUACGCCAGCCACGGAGAACUGUCUGUCAAUGCUUCGUCAGGAGGACUUCAGGAAAGGAGUGGGAGACUGCACCCGGCAGAGCCAGGGACUUGGUGACAAGGAGUAAAGAGGUAUACUACAGCUCCUAGACCCGGACCAGACCCAUUCUCUCCCAACCCCAGACCAAAUAUAGCAGAGCACACUCAGCACAGUCUGGAGAAGAAGAGAGGAGAGGGGGAGAGAGAAGUAGGAGAACCGCCGGAGCCAAAUUUAACUGGACUUCACGCUGGAAUAGGUGUCUCCAACCCUGUACUAGAUUAGGGUUGGAGUGAAAACCUACAGGACAGUAGCUCUCCAGGAACAAGAUCAUCACUCCGUGUCGCCGGCUAAUUCUGUGUGCGGAGAACAGGAAAGAGAUGGAGGACUGGAUGGCAGCCCUGAAGAGCGUUCAGAACAGAGAACACUUUGAGUCCACCCAGUAUAGCAUGGACCACUUCUCUGGGAUGCAUAACUGGUACGCCUGCUCCCACGCCCGCCCCACCUACUGCAAUGUGUGCCGUGAGGCCCUCUCCGGAGUCACUUCGCACGGACUGUCCUGUGAAGUGUGUAAGUUCAAGGCCCACAAACGUUGUGCUGUCCGAGCCACUAACAACUGCAAGUGGACUACUCUGGCAUCCAUUGGGAAGGACAUCAUCGAAGAUGAGGAUGGGAUCUCUAUGCCUCACCAGUGGCUGGAGGGCAACCUGCCGGUCAGUGCUAAGUGUACAGUGUGUGACAAGACGUGUGGCAGUGUGCUCCGACUGCAGGAUUGGCGCUGCCUCUGGUGCAAGGCCAUGGUGCACACGGUGUGUAAGGAGCAGCUGUCCAGUAAGUGUCCCUUGGGGCAGUGUAAGGUGUCGGUCAUCCCCCCCACAGCCCUCAACAGCAUCGACUCCGACGGAUUCUGGAAGGCCACCUGCCCUCCCUCCUGCACCAGCCCUCUCCUGGUGUUCGUCAACAGUAAGAGCGGAGACAACCAGGGCAUCAAGUUCCUGCGCCGCUUUAAACAGCUGCUCAACCCCGCCCAAGUCUUUGACCUCAUGAACGGGGGGCCGCACCUCGGUUUGCGGCUCUUCCAGAAGUUCGACACGUUCCGGAUCCUGGUGUGUGGGGGCGACGGCAGCGUGGGCUGGGUCCUCUCUGAGAUCGACACUCUGACGCUCCACAAACAGUGCCAGCUGGGUGUUCUGCCCCUGGGGACAGGAAAUGACCUCGCCCGCGUCCUGGGCUGGGGCUCGGCCUGCGACGAUGACGCACAGCUGCCUCAAAUACUGGAGAAGCUUGAGAGGGCCAGCACCAAGAUGCUUGACAGGUGGAGUAUUAUGGUGUACGAGACCAAGUUCCCGCGGCAACAUUCCAGCUCCAUGGUGACGGAGGAUUGCAGCGAUGACUCUGAGGUGCAACAGAUUCUGACCUACGAGGACUCUGUGGCAGCCCACUUGACCAAGAUCCUGACUUCAGAUCAGCACUCAGUGGUCAUCUCCUCAGCUAAGGUACUGUGUGAGACAGUGAAGGACUUUGUGGCUCGGGUGGGGAAGGCCUACGAGAAGAACAAGGAGAGCUCCGAGGAGUCAGAGGCUAUGGCCAAGAAGUGUGGGGUUCUCAAGGAGAAGCUGGACUCGCUGCUGAAGACGCUCAACGAGGAGGCGCAGGCAUCUACUAUGAUGCCUGCCCCCCCCCCCACCAUCGCUGAGGAGCAGGAGGAGGGCGAGGGGGUUCUGGUGCCUUCGUCGCCCGCACCCGCUGCCCUCCCGUGCUCCCCCAGGCCCCUGACGGGUAUCUUUAAACCCAGGGAACAGCUGAUGCUGAGAGCCAACAGCCUGAAGAAAGCCAUCAGGCAGAUCAUUGAGCACACUGAGAAAGCGGUGGACGAGCAGAAUGCCCAGACUCAGGAGGUGUUUGCUCUGGGGGUGGAGGAGGAGGGGGAGGAGGAGGAGGAGGAGGAGGAGGAAGAGCAGGACAAGCUGUCUCUGCAGUCGUCCUACAGCGGGAACGCCUGUAAAAGCACCAGGAGUCAUCCAAUCCGCAGAGUGUCCAAGACUCCUUGUGAGAAGCUCAUCAGCAAAGGAAGCCUGUCACUGGGCAGCUCAGCGUCACUUCCUGCCCAGACAGGAAGUCGCGAGAACAUGCCGAUGCUCAACACCAAGAUCCUCUACCCAAGUCUCAGGGCUGGUAUCUCUGGCUCCCUCUCCAGCAGUUCGGUCAUCAGCAGACUGCUGGUCAACGCUGACUCCUUCAGCUUCGACCCAGAGACCUUUGACUGCUACACUGAGAAAUGUGUGAUGAACAACUACUUUGGGAUCGGCCUGGAUGCUAAGAUCUCACUGGACUUCAACAAUAAGCGGGACGAGCAUCCAGAGAAGUGCAGGAGUCGCACCAAGAACAUGAUGUGGUACGGGGUUCUGGGCACCAAGGAGCUGCUGCAUCGCACCUACAAGAACCUAGAGCAGAAGGUACUGCUGGAGUGCGACGGGAGGUCUAUCCCCCUACCCAGUCUGCAGGGCAUAGCUGUCCUGAACAUCCCCAGCUACGCAGGCGGCACCAACUUCUGGGGCGGGACCAAAGAGGAUGAUACGUUCACGGCACCGUCCUUUGACGAUAAGAUCCUGGAGGUGGUGGCGGUGUUUGGCAGCAUUCAAAUGGCUGUGUCCAGAGUCAUCAACCUGCAGCACCACCGUAUCGCACAGUGUCGUACAGUGAAGAUCACCAUCCUCGGGGAUGAGGGGGUGCCGGUGCAGGUGGAUGGAGAGGCCUGGGUCCAGCCCCCGGGGUACAUCAAGAUUAUCCACAAGAACCGCACCCAGACUCUCACCAGAGACCGAGCCUUUGAGAGCACGCUGAAGUCGUGGGAAGACAAGCAGAGGUGCGAGUUCCCCCGUCCGCUGCCCCAGUAUGCAUUGCAGCCGGAGAUCGUAUCCGAGGAAGAAGCCUCCCAGAUCAACGUGUUUGGCCAGGCGGCCGGCGCUCUCAUCCACAGUAUCCGAGAGAUCGCCCAGUCCCACCACAGUAUGGAGCAGGAGCUAGCUCAUGCCGUCAACGCAAGCUCAAAGGCCAUGGACGUGGUCUACGCCAACUCCAAGAGCACAGGGGGUUUGAACUGCAGAGUUGUGGUUCAGAUGGUCAGUAACGUCAAGGCCCUUCACAGUGAGACAGAGCUGCUACUGGCAGGCAAGAUGUGUCUGCAGUUGGACCCUCCUCAGAAGGAGCAGUUGACUGGAGCCCUGGGCACUGUGGCCCAGCAGCUACUCAGACUGCCAGACAUACCCUGGCUGGGUCAGCUCAUCGAACCUGGGGAUGAUGAGGGACACCUGACGGAUUUCUCCAAGCGUAGCCGCAGUGCCAAGUUCCGUCUCGUCCCAAAGUUCAAGAAGGACAAAAACAACAAGAAUAAGGAGGCCUGUGCCACUCUCACACUGCCAGUGCACCAGUGGGGCACAGAGGAGGUAGCCGCCUGGCUGGAGCUCAUCUGUCUCACCGAGUACAAGGAGAUCUUUAUUGGGCACGACGUGCGCGGCGCCGAGCUGCUGCACCUGGAGAGGAGGGACCUCAAGGACUUGGGGGUGACAAAGGUUGGCCACAUGAAGCGUAUCCUCCAGGGUAUCAGAGAGUUGAGUCGCAGCAGCACUGCCAGCGAAGCCUAGGCUCUCUCCUGUACGCCUGUGUGCUGCACCAGACCCUCUACCUAAACGGACUGUACCCAGCCAUGCUGUACCCACACCUCCCAAGCCUGACCAAGCCUUGAACAGCUUGAACCCAACGGUACCUCUAUACACUCAAAUAUGGAUUUGAGUUUAGUCAACCAAUCAAAUUUACCACAGUGCCUUUCUUCACACCCCACCUCUGCAGCGUCCAUGUCUGGGAGCAACCAACUGAACUGCAAACGGAGGAGGCCAAACCACUAUCGCCACAGGGGAGGGGUGUUCAAUGACAUCAGUUGAGAGAGUAAAGUCAAGAGAGAUUGCAGGGAAUCCAAUCGGGCUGACUACCAGGAACAAAGUCUGCCAACAGAAAAACUCAACUACCCAGAAUGCCUUAUCAACAAACCAGCGCCAGACUCCACCAAUUGAACUUUUUAAACAGUUGAUACAUUCAAAAACUUGUUAGCCAAGUCACGGAAGAUGUAGAAACGAGCAAGGCUGCAUCUCGAAUGACACCCUAUUCCUCAUAUAGUGCACUAUUUUUGACCAGAGCUUUAUAGGUCAAGAGGUAAUCCACUACAUGAUACUAGGUGGUGUCUUUUGAGAUGAACAACGUAUAGAGUGGGCACCAUAGGUUAUAUUUCCAUAGUUUCCACUGACUGGAUCAUGGAAAAUACUGAGUUUUUGUAUUGAAAUAUGCAUCUAUUUAUUUCUCAUAUGCGUUGUACUGGAUAUGUUGAGCUUGAACCAGGAUGUUUCUGAAAACGACGUGGGAUGCCCGGUAAUAUGCUCCCAGAAGAAAACUAGAUAGACUGGAAGAGGUCUAAACUACAAAGAUAAGAAGCGACAAUCAACCAAUCACUCCAACAACCUCCAGCCUUUUCCCAGGUGCAUGUGUAAUUUCUCUUUUCUCCUUACAUCUCUCCUCAUCCCUGUCCUUUUUAUAUAAAUAACUAUUACAAUUUCAACUACCUAGGUUGAAUGCGGGGCUGGUAAACUAGACGAAGGUGACGACCCUGCUUUGUCACCAAACGUCAUGUUAGAACGUGAUGGGCCCCCGAUGGUCAUGUUCAGUAGUGCACAUGGUAGCAAAACGUUUUGCAAGGAAAAACAAAGAUCUGUGUUCUUAUUGGAGAUUCAGGUAGUCUCCCCGUUUCGAAAGGUUUCCCUCCUACUGAACACAACACUUAUUAUGUAUUGUAGGGAAAAGCCAAACUCGACCAUGCCUUAAAUAAUCUACAAACUGUCACAUAUCGGGCAGGUCUCGGGGUGUGUGGAGCACGUCUCGGCACUCUUUGGUGUCAAGUAGAUCACAUUUUUCACACAAUGAACACUGCUUUAAGAUUGUUCCCCUUGGUGAAUGUAGUUUCCCGGACCCAGAUUAAACCUACUUCUGGAUUAGAAAGGCACCUCAAUGGAGAAUCUACCUCGAAAGUGCUUUUUAGUUCAGGAGUAGACUCAAUCUGGGUCCAAAAAACCGGCCGGUAAUGUUUAAGGCCUCUAGUUUUUCCUGACCGUGUUAUAUCCUGAAACUCAAAUUAACCGCUAGCCCCUACCCCCGUGGGCACUUGUGUAGAUCUAAGAUGAUUGGAUAGGUCAAUAAGCAAUAUGGUGGUAGCUCAGUUUUGCCCUCUGACGGGCCAGGUGGAAUUGUCGCCAAUUGCUUAUACCUAUCCUCUUAGGUCUGCACAAGUGAAUAGGAGGUAGGGACUAAGGGUUUAUUUGGGAUUCGGGGAAUACCUAGGGUAUAAUAAGUAGGACCCAGUGUUCUUCCUGGUCAAGUCCCAGGGUCAGGAGAAACUCUUUGGCCUAGUCAUGUUCUCUCCCGCUCAGUCCCGUGUGGAUGUCCGAGUUCUGUUUUAUGUUCUAUGUCUGGCUGUGCAGUGAUGCAGCCGUUCUCAUUAUGGUCUGUAUGGUCAUAUCAUUUCCCUCCUCGCAACCUUUGGGGUUGUCCAUUUUUGUCUUGUCCUGAAUCGAGAACCCCUGGGAAGCGGUCUCUUCCGUUCCAGUAUUUAUUGAUAAUUUAUACGUUAGAAUUAAUACUAUAUGCUAUACCUCUUUUUUCCAUGUACAUAUGUCUGUCUUGUACAGUGAAAUACCACCAUCCUGUAAUAAAACUUGUCUGUGUGUGA